GCAAAAUAUGAGUGAGAGAGAAAGGGGGGCAGCAAGGAAGAGCGAGGGGUGGAAAGUAAAUUAUUAAGAAAAGGGGAAGGAGAGAUAUUGAGUUUAUUUGUGAAGAGAUUUGACCGGAUCACGAUGUUACGAUUAAGUCUCCUGCUUCUCCUGCUCGCCCACCCAGCCUGCUCGACACUGCUGGGAUGGGUGGAGUCUCCAGGGUAUCCCACUGGAUACUUGCCCCAUGCCAGUCUAAACUGGAGCAGGUGUGCCCCCAAAGGUCACACCCUCUCCAUCAGACUCAUCCACCUGGACCUGGAGGACAGCAAAGACUGUGAAAACGAUGCCGUGAAGGUCUUUUCAAAUGGAAACCUAAUUUCCGUUCUAUGUGGCAAAAGAGAAUUUGAGGAACUUCAGUCCACCGUAAAUCCCUUGCUCCUCUCCUCCCCUGGUGGCUGCCUCUCUCUCUCAUUCCACUCUGACUACUCCAACACCGAGAGGCACACCGGCUUUAGAGGCUUUUAUACUGAUCAAGACUUUGACGAAUGUCAGGACGACCCCGAGAACAGAUGCACGCAGUUCUGUCACAACUUCAUCGGAGGGUACUACUGCUCCUGUCGCCAUGGUUACCACCUGGACGUGGACAAUCACACUUGCACUGUGAGCUGUACUGAGGAUUUCUCAGGGCUGAACAAAGGUGACAUAUCGAGUCCCUCCUGGCCUGCUUCAUACGCAGAGAAUACCAACUGUCAGUACACCCUGUCUGUGGAGGCCCACCUGCAGAUGGAGCUGCACUUCUCUGAUGAUUUUGAUGUGGAACAAAGCCCUGAUGGUCAAUGCAUAGACGCACUGAGGAUUGAGACUCCCUCUGGGACUCUGGGGCCAUUCUGUGGCCACACGCCUCCCCCAUCUCCCUUCCUCACUCAUUCAAAUCAUGUCCAAAUCCGCUUCACCUCUGAUGGCUUUGGCACUAACAAAGGCUUCAGUCUCCACUUCAAGACCAGAGACAAGGUUUGUCCAGCAGUGGUAACCGCACACUCCACUGUGGCUCCUCAGCAACCAGAAUAUCCUCGGGGUCAAACAGUGACAGUCACUUGUGAGCUUGGCUAUGUUGCGACUAUUCAAAGCACCCAGACCGUUUCAUCACAGUAUGUGUCCACAUGCCAGAGUACAGGAAUAUGGGCUCCCAAUUACAUCUGCGAACCUGUGGAUUGCAGCGUUCCUAAUAUCCCAAAAGAUGGUAUCCUUCAGCUGGUGGACGAUAACCCACAGACUCAGUAUAAAGACCAGAUCCAGUUUGAAUGCAGUUCAACUUACUACAUACUGGAAGGAGACGACACGUACACUUGCAGUGCCAGUGGUGAAUGGGUAUCAGCUGGCGGCAAGACGGAGAUGCCAAAAUGCAUUGAAGAGUGUGGGAAGCCUAAAAAACACCCUGCAAGUGCAGGGAGAAUUUUGGGAGGUAAGGAUGCACGCCUGGGAGAAAUACCUUGGCAACUUUUGAUAAGAGAGCCGAAAAGAGGAGGAGCAUCACUGAUCAGUGACCGAUGGGCUGUCACAGCAGCUCAUGUCGUGGAAGAUCUGGCAGAAACCUCUUUGCGCCUGUACGGUGGACUGGUAGAUGGAAGAAAAACAAGAACACAAGCAGGCUUGUCUGACGUAGUUGUCAUGGACAGUGAGAGGAUCAUAAUUCAUCCCAACUAUAUUAAGGGCACUGACGACCGCACAGAUUUUGACAAUGAUAUUGCUCUUAUCCGAUUAGCUUCCAGGGUGACUUUAGGCCCAAACCUCCUUCCGAUUUGUCUGCCAGAGGCAAACAGGGGCAUGGUGGAACAUGAGCAAGGUACGGUGGCAGGCUUUGGGAAGACAGACCCAAAGAGGCAGGGUGUCAAUUUGGUCACGUCUUACAUGUUAAAAUACGCUCAUAUCGGGGUCUACCCCCUCCGUGAGUGUAGGAAUACACCUUCAACAGCAACUAACAAACGCAUGGCUUUCACUAAUAACAUGUUCUGUGCUGGAGCAGAAGGAAAGGACAGCUGCCAGCAAGACAGUGGAGGUCCGUUUGUUUUGCCUAUGUUGGCUGAGGGCAGAGAGCCUUAUUAUCUGACCGGCAUUGUGUCCUGGGGACCCCCCUGUCAGGAGAGGCAAUUCAAGGGUUAUUAUACCAAAGUGGAGAAUUAUGUAGACUGGAUUAAGGAGACAAUUGACAAAAUAGACAAAGAAGACAAAUCUGAGGAAGAAUGGUUUCUGUAUGUGUCAAUGAGUGAGUGCUGGCGGCUGCCCGACCAAGAACCUCCAAUGCAUGGGGGGGUCCAGUCUCCCCAGUAUCCUCAGCCUUACCCUCCCAACCAGAAUAAGCAGUGGGACCUUAGUGUGCCUGAGGGCUACCAGCUCCGACUCACCUUCACCCAUCUGGACAUUGAAGCUUCUGAAGGCUGCCAUUACGACGCCCUGACAGUUUUUUAUGACGACAAGAUUCUGGCAAAGUUUUGUGGCCAUGAGAAUUCUGCUGAUGGGAUUCACCCAGGCAACCAGCCCAUAUUGUCUCCAGGCAACAGACUCACCCUCGUUUUCCAGUCAGACGACAGCAACCCAGAGCGCCACCAGAACGUGGGCUUCUCUGCUCAGUACCAGGCAAUAGACAUAGAUGAGUGUUCUGCACCAGAACCCGCAGAUGGGUCAGGUCCACUCUGCUCUCAGAUCUGCCUCAACACUCUCGGCUCAUACCUCUGCUCAUGUCACCACGGCUUCGAGCUUCGCUCAGACCAGCGCACCUGUGUGUUAUCCUGCAGCGGUGGUAUAUUUGAUGAGUCGGAGGGACAUCUGUUCAGUCCAGGAUACCCCAACCCCCCACCUCAUGCUGUGUCCUGUCAGUACAUCAUUUCUGUAGAAUCUGGCUUCACUGUCUCUCUCAACUUCACUGAUAACUUCCACAUCGAGAGCGUGGACACUGAGCAAGGCCCUAACUGUCUCUACCACUGGUUGCAGGUAACCGUUCCAAACAAAGAGCCUAUGAAGCUGUGUGGUGGAAAGAGUCCAGGUCUGAUAAUCACAAACUCCAACACUGUCCUGCUGGACUACCACACUGAUAAUGACGGCCUGAGCAGAGGCUGGAGCCUGGACUACAGCACACACAGAGUGCAGUGUCCAUUUCCUGGUAAAGUGGGAAGGGGCAGGGUCACUCCUGUCUUGACCGAAUAUCUCUACAGAGACUACAUCUCUGUGCGCUGCGACCCAGGAUACAAGCUGAUGACGAAUGGGCAGGAGAUAGAGAGUUUCUCUACCAUGUGCCAGAGCAAUGGGCAGUGGCAUAUCCCUCUGCCAGAAUGCCACAUAAUUGAUUGUGGAGAACCCAAACCCUUGCUGAAUGGAGGAGUGACCUUCCUGUCUGGCUUUCAGAAUCAAUACCGUUCUAUUGUUCAGUAUCACUGUAAUGAACCAUUUUACUCCCUCCUUGGGGGAACAAAUGUUAGUUUCACCUGUGAAGCAGACAGAAAGUGGAGAUCCAACAAUGAUAUUGUUGUCAGUCCAACAUGUUUACCAGUCUGUGGCCAGCCUAUAAAUCACAUCUCUGCCUAUCAGAGGAUCAUUGGAGGCAGUGAAGCUCCAAACCAUACCAUCCCCUGGCAAGUGCUACUGAGUGUAGAUGGACAUAGAGCAGGAGGAAUGGUGAUUGCUGACCGCUGGAUUAUGACUGCAGCUCAUGUCCUACAAGAGAAUGGAAAUACAGUACCAAAUGAGGUUUUACGGGUUUACAUGGGACUCACUAAUGUUAACACCCUGAGGCAAUCUCCUGUGUAUACCGCCUCAAUCCAUGUUCACCCUGAAUACAACAAUCCCAACAAUGUAAACUUCAACAAUGACAUUGCCUUGAUCAAACUGCGAGAGCCAAUCACAUUCAGAGCAUCUGUUAUGCCAGUAUGUUUGCCAGAGAAAGGUGCCACAUACGUCACUGGCAUGAUGGGACUGGUGUCAGGCUUUGGCCUCACAGAAAGUAACAACAACCGGAUUUUAACAAAUAAGCUGAAGUACGUGCAGCUCCCUGUGGUGGAGCAGGAGACAUGCAGGGCUUCAAUCACUUCAGCGAAAAAGAAAAGGAACAGUGUACCAAGUCUGACAAGUAACAUGUUUUGUGCUGGAGUCCCUGAGGGUGGGAAGGACUCCUGCCAAGGUGACAGCGGAGGCCCUUUUACCCUGACUGAUGACGGGCGGGUCUGGGCUGCUGGGAUCGUCAGCUGGGGGGUUGACUGUGGACAGCAGGGAACAUACGGAGUCUAUACCAGAGUCACCCAGUACCUGGACUGGAUCAACAAGACUAUGCAGGAUAAUUGAGCUUUACUGUAAUUCAUUACAACAUGGUGUGGAAACACAAAAGUAACAACAUUUACAAUAAAGUAAGAAAAAGAGAACAAACUUUGCUCUAAAUAUACUCUUUCUGCAGAGUUAAUGCAUAUUGUGUCACAAAAAAGCUAUAAAUUAACAACUGACAAUAAAAUGAUCAAGUGCACAUUUCUACUUACUAUUGUUAUAACCACUUCCUUCCUAAAAUUACUGAAUGAAUGUCAUACUGAUUGUGAAGUCAUCACAUUGUACUUAAAUCCACUAAAACCUUUUUAAAAUAAAGUGACAUAAUACAGA
This is a messenger RNA of Dicentrarchus labrax (European seabass), 4620 nucleotides long. RefSeq lists its product as uncharacterized. Gene Ontology annotation, biological process: proteolysis. The record is from RefSeq and is a predicted model, not a curated record. Bases 124 to 4314 code for a protein of 1396 amino acids. The transcript has 23 exons. Gene Ontology annotation, molecular function: calcium ion binding; serine-type endopeptidase activity. NCBI's taxonomy places the organism in Eukaryota, Metazoa, Chordata, Actinopteri, Moronidae.